AUAUGUGCCCUGUUAUAUGUCAAAAUAAUUGAAUUGUUAACUAGAAAGGUUAAUUACGUCAAUAUACUGGAGAAAAAUCUAGGGAAUAUUGAGGCCGGAGUAUGCAACAUCCCUGUUCUCUUUAAAAGCCCUCAAAUCCAUCAUAAGAUCAAGAGAGACUGCAGGGGUGAAGAAGCAUGAGUUCUAAGGAACGAAAGAAAGCAGCUCUGUAUCAGAAAUUGCUGCAACUUCGUGCUGCCACCAAUUCCAGUGAUCUGAACAAAACUUCAAUUAUUGUUGAUGCAUCCAAAUAUAUCAAUGAGUUGAAGUGCAAAGUGGACAUGCUGAGCCAAGGCGUUGGAACUUCCCAGAAUUCGAUUGCCCGAAAUCCAUUACCCGCGGUAACAGUUCAAACCCUGGAAAAGGGUUUCCAAAUUCAUGUGUUGUCGGAAAAGAAAUGCCCGGGUUUGCUGGUCUCCAUUCUCGAAGCCUUUGAGGAACUGGGCCUCGAUGUGCUGGAUGCUAGGGUUUCUUGUUCAGACACUUUCCAACUAGAAGCUGUUGGAGAAGGGGCUGAUAGCAUAGAUGCUCAGGCGGUGGAACAAGCAGUCUUGCAAGCUAUUCAAACUUGGAGCACAAGUAGUGAGCAAGAUUACUGACCUAUAUUUCAUACGUAUUGUAUCUUUUGCUGCACUUUCUACCCCUUUGUUUCUUUGUCCUAUCCCCUAGCUAUGUUCCCCUCUUCCGCUGGGGCCAAUGAACUGUUCAAGUAAUCAUCUAGUUACAAAUGUUAGCUUAAUUAUAUUAGAUAAUGUCGGAUAAUCAAUGCGCUCAAGUAGGCCUUUGUAAAAACAAAAUAUCAUUUGUGAAACUUAUUAAAUCAUUCAUCAUGCA
Messenger RNA from Pyrus x bretschneideri (Chinese white pear), 873 nucleotides. Its product is annotated as transcription factor SCREAM2. The record is from RefSeq and is a predicted model, not a curated record. The transcript is spliced from 4 exons. Bases 177 to 638 code for a protein of 153 amino acids. Gene Ontology annotation, cellular component: nucleus. Gene Ontology annotation, biological process: regulation of DNA-templated transcription. Gene Ontology annotation, molecular function: DNA-binding transcription factor activity; sequence-specific DNA binding. Lineage: Eukaryota; Viridiplantae; Streptophyta; Magnoliopsida; Rosales; Rosaceae.